UUGAAGGAUUUGUUCUGAUUAGCCAGUGAGAAAAGAGAUGGACGGAGAGAAAGAUAGGGUUUUGAUCAUUGGGGCCACUGGUUACAUGGGAAGAAGGCUUGUCAAGGCUAGCAUGGCCCUGGGCCAUCCAACAUUCGCCCUUUAUCGACCGGAGAUCGCAUCCGAUGCCGAAAAAGUCCAGAUGCUCAUCGGAUUCAAAAUGGAGGGCGUGACACUUCUUCAAGGUUCCCUUGAAGAUAAAGAAAGCUUGGUGGCGGCAUUGAAGCAAGUAGACGUUGUGGUGUCAGCUGUCGCUGGAAAUCACCUUAGGCAUGCUAUCCUCGAUCAGCUCACUCUUAUUGAAGCCAUCGAAGAAGUGGGAACUAUCAAGCGGUUCCUUCCCUCUGAGUUUGGGAUGGACGCGGAUCGGAUGGAGCACGCAAUCCCCCCUGGUGACCAUGUGUUCAAGGACAAACGUGUGAUUCGGCGGGCCGUUGAAAAGGCCAAGAUCCCCUACACUUACGUCUCGGCCAACUGUAUGGCUGGCUACUUCCUGGCCGCUCUGGCUCAGUUGGGCCACUUCAUGCCACCCACUGAUCAUGUCUACAUCUAUGGCAAGGGCGAUAAGACCGACAAGGAUUGUAUUUGGGUGGAUGAGGAUGACAUGGCAAUGUAUGCUAUGAUGGCCGUUGAUGAUCCACGGACACUGAACAAGACUCUUUAUCUCCGUCCACCUGCUAACAUACUCACCCAGAUGGAGGUGGUGAAGAUCUGGGAGAAACUGAUUGGAAAAGAGCUGAAGAAAACCUUCGUUACACGGGAGGAAUGGCUUGGCAACAUGGACAAAAUGCCACCUCCACUGCAAAUCGGGGUGGCCCACCUCUACCAGAUCUUCUACCAUGAGGAUUUGGAGUUCAAAGUGAAGGGCCCACAUGGUGUGGACAGCCAUGACCUGUACCCGGACUACAAGUACGUCACUGCUGAAGAGUACCUCAAGCGUUUCGCCUAA
Magnolia sinica is the source of this 988-nucleotide messenger RNA. RefSeq names its product bifunctional pinoresinol-lariciresinol reductase 2-like. Bases 38 to 988 code for a protein of 316 amino acids. Lineage: Eukaryota; Viridiplantae; Streptophyta; Magnoliopsida; Magnoliales; Magnoliaceae. The record is from RefSeq and is a predicted model, not a curated record. Gene Ontology annotation, molecular function: oxidoreductase activity. The transcript is spliced from 5 exons.